UUUUCCUUUACCCAUACAGGUCACUACAAAAUCAGUGAACUUGAUAAAGUUAUGAAAGAAUUGCAUAUAAAUUAUGGUAAAAUUGCCAAAGUUGGUGGUUUAAUUGGCCAUCCCGAUUUGCUGUUCGUAUUCGAUGGCGAUGAAAUACGUAAUAUAUUCAAAAAGGAAGAAACUAUGCCGCACAGACCUUCAAUGCCUUCUUUAAAAAACUACAAAGGAAAAUUACGCAAGGAUUUCUUUGGUGAUACAGCAGGUUUGAUUGGUGUUCAUGGCAAAAAUUGGGAGUUAUUUCGUCAGGAAGUACAACAAAUUUUAUUACAACCACAAACGGCCAAAAAAUACAUACCACCAUUAAAUGAAAUUGCUACAGAAUUUAUGCAAAGGAUACAUGAAAUGCGUGAUGAAAAUGAUGAAUUACCCGAUAAUUUUCUACAUGAACUCUAUAAAUGGGCUUUAGAAUCUGUGGGUAGAGUUUCAUUGGACACCAGAUUGGGUUGCUUAGCACCUGAGGGUACUGAAGAUUCACAAAAGAUUAUAAAUUGUAUAAAUACUUUCUUUUGGGCAGUUCCUGAAUUAGAAUUGCGCAUGCCUUUAUGGAGAUUUUAUCCAACAAAGGCGUAUAGAAGUUUUAAUAAAGCCUUAGAUGAUUUUACAGAAAUCUGUAUGAAAAACAUAAGCCGCACUAUGGAUGCUGCUGAUAAUUGUACGGUUAAAAAAGCGGAAGCGGAUAUAAGUAUUGUAGAAAGAAUUGUACGUAAAACGGGUAAUCGUAAAUUAGCCGCCAUAUUGGCAUUGGAUUUAUUCUUAGUGGGUGUUGAUACGACUUCAGUAGCUGCAUCAUCAACUAUCUAUCAAUUGGCUAAAAAUCCUCAGAAACAAGAAAAACUAUUCGAAGAAUUACAACGUGUUUUCCCAACACGUGAAGCGGAAAUUAAUCAAAAUGCCCUUGAACAAAUACCAUAUUUAAGAGCUUGUAUCAAGGAAACAUUAAGAAUGUAUCCGGUGGUCAUAGCCAAUGGUCGUAGUUUACAAUCUGAUGCUGUAAUCAAUGGUUAUCAUAUACCAAAAGGUACCCACGUUAUCUUUCCACAUUUAGUGGUAUCAAAUGAUACGACUUAUUUCCCAGAACCAAAACGAUUUUUACCCGAACGUUGGCUCAAACAAAAUGAUUCUACUCAAACAAAUAUGGAUAAAUGUCCACAUGCUGGCCAUAAAAUACAUCCCUUUGUGAGUUUACCAUUUGGUUUUGGGCGUCGUAUGUGUGUUGGUCGACGUUUUGCGGAAAUUGAGUUACACACUCUAUUGGCCAAGAUAUUUCGUAAAUAUCGAGUGGAAUACAAUCAUGGUGAAUUGGUUUAUAAAGUCAAUUCAACCUACAUACCAGAGUCACCGUUAAAUUUUAAAUUAACUUUAAGGGACAGUUGAAAUAUUGAUAAAUUGCCAUCGUUGGACACGUUGCAGCAAUUUGUCGUAUGCAGUUGUAUAUAAAUAUUUUAUUUAAAUCUAGUAUUUAAGUUUAGAGUAGUUUUAUUUAAGAAAUAUAAACAAAUAAAUCUUUAAAACAAUAAAUAUUUCCCCAAAAAUAAAAA
Lucilia cuprina (Australian sheep blowfly) is the source of this 1589-nucleotide messenger RNA. RefSeq names its product probable cytochrome P450 49a1 (gene Cyp49a1). NCBI's taxonomy places the organism in Eukaryota, Metazoa, Arthropoda, Insecta, Diptera, Calliphoridae. The transcript is spliced from 11 exons. The record is from RefSeq and is a predicted model, not a curated record. The annotation marks the transcript as partial. Gene Ontology annotation, molecular function: oxidoreductase activity, acting on paired donors, with incorporation or reduction of molecular oxygen; heme binding; monooxygenase activity.